AUGGUGAGGAACAUCGAUGACUUCGAUUUUUGCCUUCCAUCCCACCCCCAGUCUAUUCUGGAAGGACUUCAGACCCUUCGCUCCAAUCCCAAACUCUCAGAUGUCACCUUGAUAGUUGAGGGACAUGAAUUCCCCUGCCACCGCAGUAUCCUGGCCCUCUGCAGCCACUAUUUCAAUGCCAUGUUUGCUGGUGACUUCUUGGAAAGCAUUUCAGCUCGUGUAGAGAUCAAAGAGGUGGAUCCAGCCAUUAUGGAGACCUUGAUUGACUUUGCUUACACAGGGAAGGUGACCAUCAACCAAGGGAAUGUGGAAGCCUUAAUUCGGACAUCCAACCAACUCCACUUCCCUGUCCUCCGGAAAGUCUGCAGUCGGUACCUGAGGCAGCAGAUGGAUGCAACCAACUGUUUGGGCAUUUGUGAAUUUGGGGAGCUGCAUGGCUGCCCAGAAGUGUCAUCCAAGGCCUGGUCAUUUCUGCAGGAGAAUUUUGAACUUGUGUCUCAACAAGAGGAGUUCCUGCAGCUAUCCAAAGAGAGGCUGGUUAUCUACCUGUCCAACAACUUGCUCCAAGUACAAGAAGAGCAGAGUCUAGUUGAGGCUGUGCUGAGGUGGGUGAAGUAUGAAAAGUCUGCUAGAGCCACGCACCUGCCAGAACUCCUUGAUCUAGUGCAUCUGGUUUCAUUGCCAGAUCAGUACCUGCAGAACCUCUUGUCAUCAGAACCACUGAUUCAAGAAUCGGAGGCUUGCAAGACCAUCAUCACUAGACAUCGUAGCACGGUCAGUUCUUGGAGGCACCACAGUACCCUGAUUAAGCCCCAAAGCUAGAAAAGGGGUGCUGUGAUCCAAUAGCUAUAGGUGUCCUUAACUGCAGUGCCUAGAAUCUGUUCAUCUUGGUAUGCCAACUUCUUGUUUGAGAUAAGUUUUCAUUUCUUAAUUAGCUAUGAACUGUCACCUUUGAUUGGCAGUGGAAGAGUUCCUGACCUUUUUCCACUAGUUCCCCUCUUUCUUCUCCUCUCCCCGCCUGCCCAUCCAUCACUAAGUCCAUUGACUCAGGAGGAGCAAGGGUGUAUGUGCAUGCAGUUUUCCUAGAGAUGCCACUGUGAGAAGCAAUGACUGACUUCUUGGUGUACGUGAUUAUGGUUAUGUCUUUCCCAAAGACAGUUAUAAUUGGAUCAUUACCAAAAAGGAUAGUUUAUUUAGAUGAGCCUAUCUGAAUUAAAAAGGGAAUAUGUGCCCCAAAGCCUGAAUUUAAAGUGAUCACAAUUCCAGAGAAACACACUUUGUUCUAGCGCUUAUAUUUUAAGAAGGUUUAAAGUAUGGUCCAGGUGUUCCUAAAUCAGUGCAUCCAAAUUAGUCUAAAAAACAGUGGGAAGUGGCAACAACCAUCUGUGAGGAAAGCAGCUAGAAGUCCCUGCCAUGGUCUAGCAUUUGCAGUGAAGUAUCCCAGAGUUUUAUUUGGGAAUUUUGCUUUACUGAAUUACAUCAUACAAGGUCAUUGUAUAAAGUGUUGGAGAAAGGGGAGAGGUGUUGGGCUUCCAGAAUCAUUGGGGUUUUUUUUCCUUGUCUCAGUUGGAGAACAGGCCAUUUGUCCAGCAGAGACUGAAGGCCCUGCCACAAAAGCUUGAGGAGGUUCUAGUGGUGGUGGGAGGCAGAGCUCUGGAAGAGAAUGAAGAAGAUGAACAGCAACCACUAAUCUCCAGGAAUUUUGCCUUUUAUAACACUAAGACUAGUAAGUACCUGUCCCCAAACAAUGCCAGAACUGCGCACUCCAGCUCAGAGCAUCUUUGCGUCAGGGAGCAACUAGGCUCACGGUGCUAGGCACUGCAAGGGAUGGCAACAACUGAACGGGUGUAGCAUUUAGAGGUAGGGGAAAUAAAGUCUUCACCUUGGUACCUGUUGCUAUCAUCUUUAUGAUUUGGCCUUUACAGGGUAGAUCAUGCUUGAUGGUGCCACUCUGUAGUGUUUUGGGGAAAUGCAUGUUUCCAGACCCUUGGAGGUGGGUGGGUGGAAAAGAUGAGACCUGAAUCCCUCAGAAACAAGACAGAGAACCAAUUAUUGCAGAAUAACCAGAAUAUGAAUACAGAGGGCCUAGUAUACUACAGCUCCCAUCAACCCCAGCAAGCACAACCAAUGGUCAGGGGUGAUGGAACCGGUAUUGCAACAAAAUCCAGAGGUCCUGCCAGUUAUCUCAUUGAUUUUGUGUACACCAGUCAGGUUGUUUUAGCUCUUAGCGAGCAGUUUGGUAGAAUAUUACACGUGCUGUUGUCUUUCUAUCACAGCCCCCCCCCAAAAAAAACUACGAUGGGCUGGAAGUUUAACUUCAUUUGCUCCUUUUGCUUUCUCUUCCUUUACGGAAUUCCUCUGGAAUCAACAAUAAAACCUCUCACCCUUCCUCCACAGAGUGGUUCCACUCUUUUAUUGUUAUUUAUUUAUUUGGCGAUUAUCCAGUUCUUAGAUUUGCCUUUAUCUAUUUGCUGUUAAGUGAAAAAGUUUGAAAAAUAUAGGUACCAUAUUUUUCGCUCUAUAAGACGCACCAGACCACAAGACACACCUAGUUUUUGGAGGAGGAAAACAACAAAAAAACUAUUCUGAAUCUCAGAAGCCAGAACAGCAAGAGGGAUCGCUGCACAGUGAAAGUAGCAAUCCCUCUUGCUGUUCUGGCUUCUGGGAUAGCUGUGCAGCCUGCAUUCGCUCCAAAAGAUGCACACACAUUUCCCCUUACUUUUUAGGAGGGAAAAAGUGAGUCUUAUAGAGGAAAAAAUACGGUAUAUAAACAUUUAACAUUUAGACUUGCCAUCUCAAAACACCUAACGUUAUCCAAACCCACUUUCUGUAGCAGAAACACUGUUGAGGCCAGAAGCAACCAUGCCUUGGACUUCGACCUAGAAUAAUGCAGGCACCGACAAACAAGGCUUUCAGUAUGAUGUAAUGCUCUGUGCUCUUUUGGCGUUGGUGCCUGCUGAGCAGCUGCAUUCAUCUCAGGCCAGUGUUGACGUUGGAAGCUGUCGGGCAGGCCUGCAAAUGCAGUGCAUUGGGUAGAAAAACUAAUUUGGAGAAGAGGACCUUUCUCAUCGUUGGCAUUAUCUACGCAAUAUGAUGCAAUCGGAAUGUAUUCUGAUAACACUGUGAACAAUGAAGCAGAUAAUGACCAUAGAUAAUUACCUUCAAACACACGUAGGUUUGAAUAGGACUGUUUCAAUAUGGAAAAGUUCCAUGGAAAAGAAGUGCAUUUGGUCUAAUCAUAUCACUGUCAUGGGUCAUGGUCUUGAUUUAAGGUAGUACUAUGGAGUGAUGGAACUCAUAGGGACCAAAAUCUCUUCACCCGAGAGUAGUAAAGAGUCUCAGAAAAACUAGAGCGUUUACUGGUUAUACUGGUUACCUGGUUAUAACACUUUGAGGGCCGCUUACAUAUUUGGUUCUAUUAUUUCAGAAAGAUGGAACGCUCUACCUGAUUUUCCAGACUACAAUAAAUGGGGUUUUUCUGUGAUUGCUCUAAAUAAUGAUGUUUAUGUCACAGGUAAGGACAGUGCUCUCUCCAAGUCUAUGUUGUUACUAAGCUUUUGAACCUUUUUGGCGUGUUCCCAUACUAAGACAUUCUGCUGAGAUCUUGGGAGGAUGGAUUUAGUUGUUUGGGGUGUGUUCUGGUCUAAAACAGAUAAUUUAAAUCAGGGCAGUCAGAUUGCAUAGUCAUCUAAUAAAAUGUAAACUGAACCACAGUCCACCAUUUUGAGUCAUAUUUUGCUCACCAAUUCCACAAGAUUUUCAAGAGAACCAGAACUCCUAGCAAAAAUAUCGUGAGGGUGUAUAAUAAUGUAUUAAGCGAUAAUAUUGAAGUGCUUUAAACUGGUACAAAAGUGGCUACUAGGACUCUGUGUGAGUAUGAUGGCUAUUUCUGUUUUCAGGUGGCUCCAGAGGAUCACGGAAUGACACAUGGUCAACAACUCAGUCCUGGUGCUUCUGCCUCAAGGAUGGUGCCUGGAAGCCCAUUGCACCAAUGCUGAAGCCACGAACCAACCAUGCCAGUGCUGUCCUCAACGGAGAGAUCUAUGCCAUUGGUGGUAGGGAAUGAGAUCUGUAACGUGGGGGACUCUUGCUUUACGUGCAUGGGAACAACAGGCACUAACAAGGAUGAGGCCGGUUUAGUUUGGACAAUAUCAUAAUGUGCCCUCUGGCAAUUCCAAGUCCCUAUACUACAGCUUGAGCAGAAGAGCCUGCCUUUGUAGGACUGAAUUUCAUACAGAAAGUUGUGUCUAAUUCACUUAUAUUCAGAGGACUUGGAUUCUUAAGAGCCAGUGUGGUGUAGUGGUUAAGAGCAGUAGACUUGUAAUCUGGUGAACCGGGUUCGCUUCCCCGCUCCUCCACAUGUAGCUGCUGGGUGACCUUGGGCUAGUCACACUUCUCUGAAGUCUCUCAGCCUCACUCACCUCACAGAGUGUUUGUUGUGGUGGAGGAAGGGAAAGGAGAAUGUUAGCCGCUUUGAGACUCCUUUGGGUAAUGAUAAAGCGGGUAUCAAAUCCAAACUCCUCCUCUUCUUCUUCUUCUUCUUCUUCUUCUUCUUCUUCUUCUUAAGUCCAUCAAUUUCAUUGGUGUACUGUGACUAUGAUUUAGUUGGAGACACAACCCAGACCCUACAUAUUAGACUCGUGGGUUAUUUUAGCACUAGUGUUGCUCAGUGCAAAUAUCUGUAGGCCUCAACUGUGCUCAAACCUCCUUUCCCCCCCCUUCUCACAUUGUCUGUAGGCACCGCGGUGGACGUUGUGGAGGUGGAGUGUUAUGAUCCUUAUAAUGACAGCUGGUGCUUUGUGAGCCCUGCCUUGAAGUACGUCAGCAACUUCACCAUCGCCGGGUGUCUUGGGAAGUUGUACCUCAUUGGCUCUUGUGCUGUCAAAUACAACGCAUUAACGCUGCAGUGUUACAACCCUGCAAUAGGUAAGAAGGAACAGAGGGGAAUGUGUAUGAAUGGCUUUUCCGCUCCUCCACAUGUAGCGGCUGGGUGACCUUGGGCUAGUCACACUUCUUUGAAGUCUCUCAGCCCCACUCACCUCACAGAGUGUUUGUUGUGGGGGAGGAAGGGAAAGGAGAUUGUUAGCCGCUUUGAGACUCCUUAGGGUAGUGAUAAAGCGGGAUAUCAAAUCCAAACUCUUCAGGCCAUGGGCUCACAGAGCAGACAAGGGGGGUGGAGCAGGUGCAAAACCAGAAUCCUUUCUAUUCAGCAAACUUGGAAAUUGGCCCUGUGGCAGGGGCUUUGCUAGGUACUUAAAAGACCUGGGGCAUAGACCCAUGACACAGAGUUGCCUCUGCAAAAAUCAAAAUGGCAGAUGUCGGGUCUCACUGGCAUUGUGCUUUGUAACAUGUCCAGCCACCCUGUUUGCAGGGUGUGUGCGGUUGAAAAUGGGGGGGGGGGAGAUCCAGGGCCCAGGGCAAAAAGGAAUAGGGGAGAAAUUUGGUUUGGUUCAUACUUAAAAGCAAACUUACUUUAUUUGUACUUCCUGAAACAAUUUGCAAACCGAAACGCAACUAUCUUUUGAAAUUCGCACCUCUCCUAAUUUCACAAUGCAGUUCCCUAGCCAAUAAAUGUGCAUGAAAAUGCAUUUACUAGGAUAAAAUGAGCAUAUAGUUACAUAUAUUGGAGAAAAUAAAUACAAAAACACCUUGCAUUAGGCAAAAUUGCUUGUAAAAAUGUGUAUUAGACAAAAUUGCAUGAAGAUGUAUAUUUAAGGAGAAUUUCAUACAAAAAUGCUGAUUUUUUUUAAUGGGGACUUUUUAUAUUUUAAAAAGUUCAUACCGAUGAGGAAAUGUGAUGAAUCAAACUUAAGAUUGGAAAAAUGAGAGGAAAUGAAAGAAAUGAAAUUGAUGUGAAACUGAAUUUGCCCAUUCCUACUUUUGCCCAUUACCUCCCUUCCCAUGCCCAGCAAUGCCCCCUGCUCUGGUUUAGUUCUAAAUUCCUUGUGAAAAUGUUUUUGUCAUCAUUAGUACUGAAACUGAAGCCAUUACUUCCUACCACAUGUCCUUAGAAAAAUAUACAAAACUUGCAAAAUGCUUUUCAUGAUAAAGGGUGGGAUGUGUGUUGAGGGACACAUUACUUUUCCCCUCCUUCCCAUUGGAUUAAAUAAAUAUAAACCUGGCAUGUUGUUGAUUUGCAGGAGAGGCCCUUUUGAGAACGCCAUGACUUACAGAGGCUCACUUAAUGUGCAUGAGGGAUGUAUUUUGUGUUGCUAGCAGAUUGUGAAAUGCGCCCUCUUCAGAGCUACGAUAGUCCCCACUCUGUUUCUAGAAACAGUGCCAAGAAGACACAUACUUUUAAUUUGACCUUUUAGAUUGCUUUUAGUACCGUGGUUGCUUGCAAUGUUUUAAACGAAGCUUUAUUGUUUUAAGGUUUUUAUGAUUAUGAUGUUGUUUUCAUUGGUUUGGUUUGCUUAGUUUGUUUUAUUGUUUUGAGUUUUGUUCUCCUUGCAGCUGAGCCACCCCUACCUAAGUGUAGUGCUUUAUUUUUCCAUUUCUGAGUGAAUGCCAACCGUGUUUUCUCCCAUUUAAGGGUAAAGGUGUGCAUUCACGCACACCUGUGAAGCGGGGCCUACAUCUGCUGCCAGCCUCUGGUGAUGACAGCCCUUGCGAAUCAUUCUUCCCCCAUCCACAGAAUAGCCCCAUCUUUCUUUCUGUUUCUUGGCCAUGCCAAAGUGUUGUGGAAUGUGGGCAGCUCAGUUUUAUGUAUGCAAAUAUGAACUGUGGGCUUGCUGUUAAUUGCCUGCGGCCCAUUUGACCUGUUUGAACCCUGAUGCUGCUUUGGCAUGGCUUUUUAUUUCAAUUCAUCUUAUGUCCCAAAAGCUAAUUUAUAUGGGGCGGAGGGAGAAGUUGUUAAUGGGGUGUGACUUCCUGCACUGGCUCGCAGCCCAGAGUAUCUUCCGGCAGCUAAUGCUAGACUUCAUUAGUGUCUUUCUGCUGGGGACACAGCCUACUCCAGUUUCUGGAGUUGCUCCUAGUGCUCCUUGAUCCAGCUGCCUAUACAGUGGUACCUCGGGUUAAGAACUUAAUUUGUUCUGCAGGUCCGUUCUUAACCUGAAACUGUUCUUAACCUGAGACACCACUUUAGCUAAUGGGGCCUCCCACUGCCGCCGCUGCACGAUUUCUGUUCUCAUCCUGAAGCAAAGUUCUUAACCUGAGGUACUAUUUCUGGGUUAGCGGAGUCUGUAACCUGAAGCGUCUGUAACCCGAGGUACCACUGUACUUAGAUGUGCAAGUGAUCUAUUUGCCACAUCUUUUAGAAAAACUCUCAGCUAGCAUCAAUUUGCUUCAUGUAAUCAGGAAAGGUAUUUGGUACGAUGUGACUCAGGUUUAGUUGUGGGGGCCAUGUGGCAAACUGCAGCACCUUCCAUUUUUGUCUCAUGAUGUUAUGCUAUAUAGGAAGGACGUUGUUCAUCCGUUUGCCAUGUCACCUCCCACCCACAAGCUCCAUCUCAGGAUGUUACACAGCAAACACUAAUAGUGCUUUGGUAUUCUUGAGACCUUUGACACUUUUAAAUGUGGCUUUUACUCAUGGUCUCUUACACUGUUACCUGCCAGAAGACCUCGUAUACUCCUUUGGCUAUUAACACAGAAGGGCUGUAGCUCAGUGGUAGGGCUUCUGCUAUGCCUGCAGAAGACUCCAGGUUCCAUCCCUGCCACCUUCAGGUAGGGGAAUGCCCCCCUGCCAGAAACCCUUGAGGGCCACUGCCAGCCAGUGUACGCAAUACUGAGCUAGUCGGACCAAUGGUCUGACUCAGUAGAAGGCCAGUUCCUGUGAACCUAUGCAGACGUUGUUUUCCUGUGAUUCUGUUGCUUCCCAGCCCAGUAAAGGCAGCGGUGAUGACGGGAAUGAUGUGAUCAAAAGUAGGACAAAGUGUGUUGAAAACUCACAUAAACACACAUGUCUAUUGCAGCCAGGCUGAAAUCAGGACAGGCUGCUUUCACUGACGCUGGUUUUACACGUAAACAAUCCUGACCUUUGCAGGACUGAUCUAGGGCAGUCUCUUGUGACAAUCUGCCCCUGCUCCAUUUCUUGUCCAUCUUCCUUUUUAGCUUCACCCCCUGAGAUUCAUAUGUCAUUCUAAUAUAGAAUGUUCUUAAUAUAUAAAAUUAUUAUUAUUAUUAUUAUUAUUAUUAUUAUUAUUACUACUACUACUACUACUACUACUAUUACUAUUAUUGUUAUCUUCUAGAUGUUUGGAGUGUAAUUGCAUCCCCUUUCAUCCCCAAAUACCUCUCUGCUCCUCGAUGUGCCUCUCUGCAUGGAGUCAUCUACCUUAUUGGCGACAACACAAAGAAAGUCUAUGUGUAUGAUCCAGAUGCUAAUAUAUGGCAGAAGGUGGGUAAGGGAGUCGUGGCAUUAAUGUUCUUUCACCACUAUGUUUCCAGGGAAGGUCUGUGGCUGUAGCACCCAUAGAAGUAGAUUUCUGUGGCCUAUAGGUUUGUUAUGGGGAGGGGGCGUUUUAAAAUGCCGUAUUUCUUUUCCCUGCUUUUUCCCCCUUGACACUUUUCCAGAAUGCGUAACACAAAGUAAUAUGUGAACAAUGCCUGAAGGAUGAGUGUCUAUGUUCCAGCAUGGCAGGAAGCCUAUUCCUUGAGUGAGGAUACCCCUGGUAGCAAGCACAGCAUGGCCUGUUCCUCCAGCCUGUUUGGCUUCAGUGAAGAUGUGUGUAAUGUUGUUGGAGGGUUGGUUUACGCAGCGUCAUUCUCAAACCCUGCGGCAGCUGUUCGCAUGGCGUCAGUGCUCAGCUGACUGUGUAGCGCCCACUCCAGUCCUCAGGACAGGUGCAAAGAAUGCCCUGCCAGUCUCUCCAUCUCCGUAGAUCUAUGAAUAAUGGUUAGUGCCGUCAGUUUCCGGCCAUCCAUUGGUUAUGCUCUUGACGGCGGCCUCUUUAACACUUUCAUGGCAACAUCUUGUCAUCAAGCAGUUUCUCAGCAAGCGUUUUGCCUGGUUGGACCCAAGAACUAUUCCUCUGCUACUUCGCCCUGUGAUCUUUUCAUGGUGUUCUGCAGGAGAGGUUGACAGAAGUUAGGACAAACAAGAAUAUAGCCCAGCCUUGUUAAUAGUGUAACUACAUACAGUUGGGGGGGGGGGAGGGAGACAGAGGAUAAAGGAGAGGGGUGACUUUUACAAUUCAAAGGACUACACCACUGGUGGCCAGUCUUUUCGGCAGGUGUAAGUUCGCAGUAUAGCAGGGGCAUUCCCUCUGUGCUUCUUUUCUACUGAGCUGGGAAGCAGACAGCAACGUAGUAUUAAAGAAAUCAGCUGGCGUGCAGCCCUGACCUUAUGCCACAGGCUCAGGGGUCAGCCUGCCACAAACGCCUGCUGCAUCUACCACUUCUGGCAUAUGCGCCCUACUAGAUUGGACAUUUAUUGCUAUGCCAUAUCAGGGAUGGCAUGUCUAUACAUGCCUAUACAUAGGCAAUGAGACAAGGUGAAUUCAAGUAUAUGUAGCAUUUCGGAUUUGCUUGGCUUAGUAGACAGAAAUAAGUACAGUAAAUGUGUCAAAAAUGUAUAGUUAAAGUGUGCUUAAAAAUGCAUACAUUCAAGAAAAUAGGCAUUCUAUUAGGGGAAAUUGCUUUGUAAAAAUGUGUAUAUUAGGCAAAUUUGCUUACAAAAAUGUGAACAUUACAAGAAAAGUACACUAAAGUGCUGAAGAAUUUCCAUGAUGUCUUAAAAAUAAUAAUCUGCAAACUGAAUUUCAGAGUGGAAAAACAGAGAAACUGAAAUCAAUCAGUUCAUCCAUCUCUAAUCCUGCAAUACUGUACGCACUUACCUAGGAGUCAGUCCCACUGAAUUUAAUGGGACUUGCUUCUGGAUAGACAUGCAUAGAAUUGCACUGCUAAUGUCUUUGGAAUUAGAGCUCUUAACUGAAUAACAUUGUUAACAUACAAAUAAAGAUAUCCUGCAUUCAUGUAAUUGUAGAUAUGUUACUUGCUGCCAUUGCAAAAAGCCUCAUCCUCCAAUCUGAGGAUGGUUCACAUGCUCCUCCAUCACACACGUACGGCCCAUGUGAAGUACGGGCUACUAUAAUCAAACUUUUUGCAUCCCACAUUUCAAGAGAUGCAAAAAGGACCCCAUUUGGACUUUUCUGAUGAACAAGGUAUCUAAGGCUAGUGUGUACCAAAUCAAGCUUUUUUACCUCUUAUUGAAAUACCCAGACAACAACUUAAUAACUCUGUUAAGGAAAGGGUAAGAGACCCCCCCCCGGGGUUUGAUGAUAUUAACUUGUACUAUAUAUUCCAGCCACUGGAUGGCAGCACAAACCCCAAUCAUAUGAUUCCAUCAAGGAACUAGGUGCAAACUGUAUGUUGCCAAUCUACUGUCUUAUUUACAGCGGUUUCCGCUGUGGUUGUUGUAUAUGAUUUGCCACAUAAACACAGAUCCAAAUCAUGUCCACUCUGUUUGCAGGUGCAACAGCUUCACACCCUCCAUGAAAACGGAGGGAUGGUACCUCUUGGAGGAAAACUCUUUGUCACCGGAGGAUACUGGAAGGGCAUGGAUGGUGACUAUCAGGUGGAGAUGGAAAUUUAUGACUGCACUAAGGAUGUCUGGAGAAGGGAAGGAGCCCUCCCCUGCUUAUGGCUCUACCACAGCUCCUCCUCUAUCUUCAUGGAUACUUCAAGGUGGAGGAACCUUUCCUAG
Messenger RNA from Podarcis lilfordi (Lilford's wall lizard), 10645 nucleotides. Lineage: Eukaryota; Metazoa; Chordata; Lepidosauria; Squamata; Lacertidae. The record is from the annotation of a GenBank genome assembly.